This is a messenger RNA of Osmia bicornis bicornis, 1541 nucleotides long. RefSeq names its product tRNA-dihydrouridine(20a/20b) synthase [NAD(P)+]-like (gene Dus4). Gene Ontology annotation, molecular function: flavin adenine dinucleotide binding; tRNA dihydrouridine synthase activity. Lineage: Eukaryota; Metazoa; Arthropoda; Insecta; Hymenoptera; Megachilidae. Gene Ontology annotation, biological process: tRNA processing. The transcript is spliced from 5 exons. The coding region runs from base 449 to 1498 and encodes 349 amino acids. The record is from RefSeq and is a predicted model, not a curated record.
UACCACCUUUCCUUAAAAUUUUAGUACCAAUUUGUGAACAGUUUGUAUAAUCUGUAGCAACUGCACCAUGGAUAGCAGCUUUAUCCUAAUAUACAAUAAUAUUAUAAACAAUUACAAUAUAGUUGAUAGACAAUAAUUUUGAAUAAAAAUUUAUGUACCUGAGGUGUUCCAUCAGCAUAAAGUAUUUGUAGAAUUAAGGACAUUCUUCUGUAGGACCUUUCAAAAUGAACACAAUUUAAUACAUUACAUUGUAUUAUGAUAUACAUCUUUUAACAAGUAUUGUGUAAAAUUUAUUAAUGUCCAUUAAUUAUAAAAUUAGGAGUAAGGUUAUAUUCAGACAUUCUGAUUCAACAUAACAAUGAAAACAAAUUGUAUACAUACAUAAUAGAUUUUGUCUAAUAACAUAGAUAUGUCCUGUUUUUUGUAAUAAAGCUGAAAACAUAUCAAAAUGUCAAUUGAUAUAGUAGAAAUGUUAAAGGAACCAAAAAUGGUUAAAGUAUGUGCACCAAUGGUUAGAUAUAGUAAAUUACAGUUUAGAACUUUAGUACGGCGCUACAAUUGUGAUAUAUGUUUUACACCCAUGAUCUUAGCUGACUCGUUUAUACAAUCUGAAAAAGCCAGGGAUAAUGAAUUUUCAACUACCAAGGAAGAUAAGCCAGUAAUUGUUCAAUUUGCUGCAAAAACUGUAUAUGAUUUUCUUAAUGCAGCAGAAAUGAUUGCCCCGUACUGUAAUGGUGUUGAUUUGAAUUGUGGUUGUCCUCAACGUUGGGCACUGAAAGAAGGAUAUGGAGCAGAUUUACUUAAAAAACCAGAUCUUGUGAAAGAUUUGAUAUAUCAAACAAGAAACAGAAUUCCAAAUCCUUUUACUGUAUCUGUGAAAAUACGACUGUUAAAGGAUAUUCGUAAAACCAUUGAAUUUUGUCAAAUACUUGAAAAGGCAGGAGUCUCAUUUCUCACUGUUCAUGCUAGAACUCCUGAGAUGAGAAACGAAUCAAUUAAUCUAGACAGUUUGAAAUUAGUAAGAGAUAGUGUGAAACUGCCUCUCAUUGCUAAUGGAGAUAUAAAAAAUUUAGAGAAUGCAAAAAAAUUGUACAGAGAAAGUAAUUGUGACGCGGUGAUGGCUGCAAGAGGCAUUUUAACAAAUCCAGCUCUUUUUUCUGGACAUUCAGUUACACCCCUUACUUGUAUACAAGAUUGGCUUGACAUUACAUCAAUUAUUCCUACACAGUUUCUGUGUUUCCAUCAUCAUCUUGUAUUUAUGUUAGAAAAACUACUUCCCAAAAAGAGUAGAAUAUUUUUCAAUAAUUUACAAAAUAAAACAGAUGUUCUGGAAUUUCUAGACAAUACUUAUGGUAUAAAACCAAGGAUUAAUUCUGAAACAUUUGAACCCAUUAAAUGUAACUUUAAAAUUCCAAGUACUGAUUAUAAUAAAUUUAUUGCAAAUGAUGAAGAUGAUUUAAGUACAAAUUUCUUGGGAAAUAUAUUUGUAGAAUUAUAAUUUAAUUUACUUGUAUUUUUAAAUAAAUUUUUAAUAAAUAAGA